AUGCUGUCGGAGAGGAACAGCGAAGCGGAGAGCGCAACGUUCCUUCCGACGGGCGCUUUCAGUGUGAUAGCUGGGGAUGGUCUCGAACAGAUGUUUGAUUCACGCUAUAAAAGUCAGAGGGAACGAAAAGCCGUCAAACCGACCCUACAAAGUAAGGUGUAUAAUUGCCUGGAGCGACCAGCCGGAUGGCGUUGUUUUGCAUAUCAUUUUAGUGUAUUCGUAGUUGUGCUGGUGUGUUUAAUCCUUAGUGUGCUGACAACCGUCGAACAACACAGUCAAUUCGCAGCAGAAUUAUUGUUUAUACUGGAAAUUUUCUUAGUUGUAUUCUUCGCUAUCGAAUACUGUGUACGGCUAUGGGCGGCUGGAUGUAGAUCAAAAUAUCUAGGAUUUUGGGGCCGCAUGAGAUUUGCUAGAAAACCGAUCUCGUUCAUUGAUCUCUGUGUGGUGCUGGCCAGUGUCGCGAUAAUACUGGUUGGAAAUGAAGGCCAAGUAUUUGCUGCCAGUGCAAUACGAGGAGUGCGAUUUUUGCAGAUUUUACGAAUGUUACACGUGGAUCGACAAGGAGGUACUUGGAGGUUGCUCGGCUCUGUCGUGUUCAUCCAUCGUCAAGAGCUUAUCACAACAUUGUACAUAGGUUUUCUUGGAUUGAUCUUUUCCUCGUAUUUUGUCUACUUAGCCGAAAAGGAUCACAUUUCUCCGGAUGGGAAACAAGCCUUCACAAGUUAUGCGGAUGCUCUAUGGUGGGGUGUGAUAACAAUGACAACUAUUGGUUACGGUGAUGUUGUUCCUCAAACAUGGCUUGGCCGAAUCGUUGCCUCGUGUUUCUCCAUAUUUGCCAUCAGCUUCUUUGCUCUACCAGCUGGAAUUCUUGGCUCCGGAUUUGCUUUGAAAGUUCAACAAAAGCAACGUCAAAAGCAUUUUAAUCGUCAAAUUCCGGCUGCAGCCACCCUCAUUCAAUGCUUAUGGCGAUUCCAUGCCGCUGAGAGAAAUAUUGCAGCAACAUGGAGAGUACAUGUGGAUCCAUUAGCAGGAGAAUCAAGCGAGAAUCACCGAAAACAAAACGGAACGGCGACCGAAGAUUCAGCUGCGCAACGACGAAAAUUUUUUCGAAAGCAACAUUCCAAAACCAGCAUAUUUACAAUUCCGAAAAAAUCGCGUCAUAGUGGUGUUAGUGUCGAUUUGGAGAUGGGAGAGCGAAAGAGGGAAAAAGAACGUGGCAGUGAUGUGGAGGAUGAUCGAGUCUUCAAAGGAGGUUCCGAAUCACGUCUAGAUGUAGUGGAAGCGGACGAGGUUGAAUACUCAUCAGUGCCGAAAAGAAUUGCUCACAUUUGCGAGCUUACAAGACCGUACAAAAAUGCCAUAAAAGCAAUACGAAAAAUCAAAUAUUUUGUUGCUAGAAGACGAUUCCAGCAAGCUAGAAAACCGUACGAUGUUCGCGAUGUCAUAGAGCAAUAUUCGCAAGGACAUCUUAAUAUGAUGGUGCGUAUAAAAGAAUUACAACGACGUCUCGAUCAGACACUUGGGAAACCAGGCCAGGAUCGAGCAUCAAAAGCAUCGUUCGGGAAUGUAUUAACAAUAGGAGCACGGUUAUCUCGGAUUGAGACGCAGAUGUUGAAUCUGGAACGACAAAUGAACACAACGAUGAGCUUGUUGACCACGUUGUGCCGACAACAUACGUCCACUCGACGUGCAUCGAACGCCUCUCCGAGUCCUCCAUUCGAUCGAUCCUCAUCGCCAACGCUUAGCGUCGUUCAACUUUAA
Necator americanus (New World hookworm) is the source of this 1761-nucleotide messenger RNA. RefSeq lists its product as uncharacterized. Bases 1 to 1761 code for a protein of 586 amino acids. The transcript has 17 exons. Gene Ontology annotation, biological process: potassium ion transmembrane transport. The record is from RefSeq and is a predicted model, not a curated record. Gene Ontology annotation, molecular function: voltage-gated potassium channel activity. NCBI's taxonomy places the organism in Eukaryota, Metazoa, Nematoda, Chromadorea, Rhabditida, Ancylostomatidae. Gene Ontology annotation, cellular component: voltage-gated potassium channel complex; membrane.